Molecule: messenger RNA, 756 nt
Organism: Megalobrama amblycephala (Wuchang bream)
Lineage: Eukaryota; Metazoa; Chordata; Actinopteri; Cypriniformes; Xenocyprididae
Product: muscarinic toxin 38-like
Exons: 4
Coding region: 240-587 (115 amino acids)
Source: RefSeq, a predicted model, not a curated record
AACAGGCAACUUUUGUCAUGAGGAGCUUUUCUAGUUUUCAUUUAAAAUCAUUAACUUACAAUACAUUACUAUAAUACAUUAAUUAAAACUGAUCAUUAGGUAUUUUGGAGGAGAAAACAUGGUUGUCUGAAUGUGUCAAGUGUGUGUAGGACUUCACAAAGUUUCCUCGUUGAACCCACCCCUUUAUGAACAGACAUAAAUGGAACAGAAACAUUGUGAUUUCAUUCUCUUCCUGACACAUGAUGGAUCUGCGAGUCUCUGUCGUUCUUUUCAUUUUUCUCACUGGAGGAUAUUCUCUGAGGUGUUACACGUGCCACUCUGAUUCAAUGGGUCACUGUAACGCAAAUGAGAAAACAUGUUCAGAUGGAUUUUCUAAAUGUGAAACCCGUACAGCGGAAAUAUGUACAACUGAUUGCUCUAAGAGUACCUAUACAACUAAAUCGUGUGUAGCUCAAUGUAACAAGGCGCCAGGAGUGACUGUUGUCCACUGCUGUGACACUGAUCUCUGCAAUGCAGCAGAUGGAGUGUAUAAGGGAAGCUUCCUCCUGCUCUUCUCUCCUCUGCUCUUCUACUUCCUGUUUCAGUGAGUCCAGAUUCAAGACUUCAGAUUCUACAGCAAAAACCAGUGAAUAUGAGACACAUUCUGAUGCAUUACUAUAUCUUUACUGAAUAAAGCUUGUUUGUUGCUCUGCUGUUCUUUGUAUCAUGAAUCGAAGAACUCAAAAAUAUGCAUUUUAAUAAACAAAUAUGAAACAA